CAUGUUGAAGAAAGAUAAGAGAGUAAGAAAAUGUGGAAGUUUUGAUACAAUUAAUAAUCUUAGGAGUUCAUCACAAUAUGAGAGAAAGAAAAAACUUACCACUGGUGGUGGAUUUAGUGACUUUAGUGACUUCAGUAGUCACUCUCAACCUUCCAUUAGAAAAUUUAGAUCAGCUAAUCCUGAUUUGGAGACGCAUACUUCAAAAGUAAUUAGGAGAAGAAAUCAGAAAGUUGUGGCAGAAUGCUCUUGGGCAGAGAAGAAUACUCCUAGGCAUUUGGCCGAUUUGGCUGUUCAUAAGAAAAAGGUGUCGAGUGUCCAAGAGCUCUUGGAUUGGUGUUUUAGCUCUAAUCUUAAAACCGCUCCGAUUAUUAUUCUCUCCGGUCCAACUGGAUGUGGGAAAACUACAACAUUAUUAUUAUUGUGCAAAUCAAUGAAAAUAGAAGUCAGUACUUGGGAAGUCCCACCUAAUUUUAACAUGGAAGAUAAUCAGAUUGAUAGAGAAUUAGAUGAAUAUGGAAGAAUCGAAUACGGAGAGAAACAAAUGGAAAUUUUUUCUGAUUUUCUUUUCAAAUCGAAUGAAUUUCAAACACUUUUUCGAUAUUCAAAAGAAAGUUUAUUAUCUGGUGUGAAGAAAAUAAAUCUAGUUGAGGAUUUACUACCAGUAUUCUUUGAAAACUUGAAUGAAUUCCACAACGUACUCAGAGAGUAUAAACGGUGCGGAACAACGCCAUUAGUAUUUAUAAUAAGCGAUAGCUCAUCCUCUGAGUGGAAUAUGCAAAAAUUGUUUAAUCCUUCAACUACUGGUGAUUUAAGUAUUAUUAAUAUAAGUUUUAACGCAAUCGCUCCAACGAUUCUGUAUAAAAGUUUAAAUAGAAUAGCUAAUUUAGAGAAAUCUCAGGAUGAGUCUUUGCAAUUACCUGAUAAACGUUUAAUCGAAGAUAUAAUAGCAUCCAAUCCUGGCGAUAUUAGAUGCUGUAUUAAUGCUCUACAAAUUGCUAUGGUAUCAGACAAAGGAUUAAAUACAAAAUCCACGAAAGAAUAUGUACAUUCUUCGAAAGGAAGAGAUUCCGGUUUGUUUCUUUUUCAUGCUUUAGGCAAAAUACUAUACGCCAAGAGAGAAGAAAUACAUAUUAUAAAAGAAGUAAAAGAAGAAUCGGAACCACCUGCCGAACUAUACCGAAAGCCUUUGAAAGAGAAUCCUGAGGAGGUAUUCGAAAGAGUUGGAUUAACUGCCGACUGCUUUAGCUCCUUUCUGCAGCAAAAUUAUCUUGAUUUUUAUGGAGAUAUAUACGAUAUAGCCAAUACUGCAGAAGCUUUUUCUGUAGUUGAUACUAUGGUCUCAAAUUGGAAUACAAGAUCCUCUCUUGAGGGAACGAUUGCAAGCUAUGCAUCUCGUAGUAUAAUGUUUUACAAUACAAAGAAACGUGCUAAUUAUCCAACUAACUCGAAAAAGAAAUUACAACCCUUGAAAAAGCCUCUAUUCAUGACUGUUAGAAAUCAAAUGGGAGAGAAUAAACAAAAUAUUGAAAGGCUAUUUCAAUCUGGAUAUUGGAAGCCUCUGAAUAUUGCAACGGAAUUAAUACCAUUUAUUAAAAAUUGCAAUUGUUGCAUGUGUACAAUGGCGCAAAAAUCCUGCAUAUCACGAAGUUUUUCAUUUCGUGGAAAUCUAGUAAACAAAAGCCUUGAUCAAAUGGAAGCAGUCGAUAUGGAAGUUACUGAUAAAAUAGCUUAUUCAAAGAGAAGUUUUGAAGUUAAAGAUCAAUUGCCUAAAACCCCAGACCCACCUGUUAACGAUCCUGAAUUGAAGAUCGAAGAAUUUGACUCCGAUUGA
This is a messenger RNA of Dimorphilus gyrociliatus, 1831 nucleotides long. The record is from the annotation of a GenBank genome assembly. Lineage: Eukaryota; Metazoa; Annelida; Polychaeta; Dinophilidae.